Rasamsonia emersonii CBS 393.64 is the source of this 564-nucleotide messenger RNA. RefSeq lists its product as uncharacterized. NCBI's taxonomy places the organism in Eukaryota, Fungi, Ascomycota, Eurotiomycetes, Eurotiales, Trichocomaceae. Bases 1 to 564 code for a protein of 187 amino acids. The transcript has 3 exons. The record is from RefSeq and is a predicted model, not a curated record.
AUGAGAAAUUCCCCUUUUUGGCACAUGACGAAAGCUCCGAUUUUCAUGCCCUCUAUGAGCAAGAAGGUCAACAACUUCAGUCAGUUCGAGUAUCCUGAACCGCGUACGGUGGGAUUCAUUGGAGAUUCCGGAGUGGUAGGAAAGAGCGCUCUCAUCAACUCUCUCCUGCCUGGUACGAUCAAACUUCUUGAAGAGUUGCUGCGGAGCUUCCGACAAUAUUAUACCGACGCAUAUCGUAAGCUCACAGCUGUUCAAGAGCAACAGCAGAUUACAGAGACGGAUAUCCAGAAGGGCAUGGGAGACACUCCAAACUCUCUGUUCCGCAACCAUCCAGGCCUGACCCACGAAUCUCUCUCAGAUGAAGCCGAUGGAGCAGAAGCGGCCAUUCUGACACAGUUCGAAGAAUGGGCAAAGGCUGAAUUCAUCCAUAGACCGGGAGGGGCCGAUGCACUUCGAUAUUCUGUCACUGCAAACGACCCUGACUUGACGAGUGUAGAGACCUUCUUGAUGCGCUCACGACUGAUCCCCCGGAUGAGGACAGACCAGCGAUACGGCCCUUCAUAA